AUGUCCGUCCACACACCUCUCUGCUCCCUCCUCGGCAUUCAGCACCCCAUUCUGCUGGCAGGCAUGGCGCGUGCCUCCGGAGCACCCCUCGCCGCCGCUGUUUCCAACGCAGGCGGACUUGGUACCGUCGGCGGCCUGGGCUACACCCCUCAACAACUAUCCGAGAUGCUGACCGAGCUGAAAUCGCUCCUCCACGACCCAUCCCUGCCCUUUGGCGUGGAUCUAGCUUUGCCGCAGGUCGGCGACGGUGCGCGCCCCACCAACCACGAUUACACGCACGGGCAGCUCGACGAGCUGAUCGAGGUUGUCAUCUCCCACGGCGCAAAGCUGUUCGUGUCCGCCGUUGGCGUGCCGCCCGAGCGUACCAUCAAGCGGCUCCACGGCGCCGGUAUCCUGGUCAUGAACAUGGUCGGGGCGCCGCGGCACGCCGAGAAGGCGUUCCAGCGCGGCGUGGACAUUGUCUGUGCGCAGGGCGGCGAGGGCGGCGGACAUACCGGCGACAUCCCCUUCUCCGUGCUUGUGCCGGCGGUCGUGGACGUUGCGAAGCGGUAUAAGUCCCCGUUGACGGGACAGCCGGCGUUGGUUGUUGCGGCGGGCGGUGUCAACGAUGGUCGGAGCCUGGCUGCGUCGCUGAUGCUGGGUGCGGCGGGCGUCUGGGUCGGGACGCGGUUCGUGGCGUCCACGGAGAGCGGCGCGAGCCAGAUGCACAAGGAGGCGGUGGUGGGUGCGAGAUAUGGGGAGACGAGGCGCACGCUCGUUGUCUCGGGGCGGCCGCUGCGUACGCUGCCGAACGAGUACAUCAAGGACUGGGAGAAGCAGCCUCAGGGGAUCGCGCAGUUGACGGACAAGGGUAUCGUUCCGAUGAUGCAUGACCUGGAGAACGAGAAGGAUGUGGAUAUGCCAUUCCUCAUGGGCGAUGUCUCGGCCAGUGUCACGGAGAUCAAGCCUGCGAGCGACAUCGUGCGCGAAAUGGUCCGCGAGGCCUCCGCAAUGCUCCAGCAAGGAGCUUCGUAUACCGCUGGGGCAUCUAGCAAGCUAUGA
This is a messenger RNA of Aspergillus clavatus NRRL 1, 1041 nucleotides long. RefSeq names its product NAD(P)H-dependent flavin oxidoreductase. The transcript has a single exon. Bases 1 to 1041 code for a protein of 346 amino acids. Lineage: Eukaryota; Fungi; Ascomycota; Eurotiomycetes; Eurotiales; Aspergillaceae. Gene Ontology annotation, molecular function: nitronate monooxygenase activity. The record is from RefSeq and is a predicted model, not a curated record.